AUGAUUCCGAUCACCUCCGCCGCCGACAGGUGUGUUAGCAGAGUUCAUGAUGAAUGGUUUGCUGAUGAGGAAAAGGUCCGAGAUGCUGUCGGUUUGUUGGAGAAACCUCUUGUCGAUUUUUCGACUGAUGGAGAACUUACUUGUGGUAUUUGUUUCGAGACUUUCCUAUCUGACAAAUUGCAUGCUGCUGCUUGUGGUCACCCGUUUUGCGAAUCAUGCUGGGAAGGUUAUAUCACCACCGCGAUUAAUGAUGGUCCAGGGUGUCUUAUGUUACGAUGCCCAGAUCCUUCUUGCAAAGCUGCUAUUGGUCAGGAUAUGAUCAAUCUGUUAGCUCCUGAUAAAGAUAGGCACAAGUACACAAGUUAUUUUGUUAGAUCAUACGUUGAAGACAAUAGAAAGACCAAGUGGUGUCCUGCUCCAGGCUGUGACUACGCUGUAAAUUUUGUUGUCGGGAGUGGUAAUUAUGAUGUGAAUUGUCGCUGUUGUUACAGUUUCUGCUGGAAUUGUGCUGAAGAAGCUCACCGUCCUGUAGAUUGUGAGACUGUUUCUAAGUGGGUAUUGAAGAAUAGCGCUGAGUCUGAGAAUAUGAAUUGGAUUUUGGCAAAUUCCAAGCCCUGUCCAAGAUGUAAACGACCAAUAGAGAAAAACCAGGGUUGUAUGCAUAUUACAUGCAACCCACCAUGUAAAUUUGAGUUCUGCUGGCUAUGCCUUGGAGCCUGGACAGAGCACGGUGAGAAGACAGGUGGCUUCUAUGCUUGUAACCGUUACGAAGCAGCUAAGCAAGAUGGCAUUUAUGAUGAGACUGAAAAACGCCGAGAGAUGGCAAAGAACUCCCUUGAGAGAUAUACCCACUACUAUGAAAGAUGGGCGACCAAUCAAUCGUCUAGGCAAAAGGCGCUGGUGGAUCUAAAGAAGAUGCAAACAGAUGAUAUUGAGAAGCUUAGUGACAUACAGUGUCAGCCUGAAUCACAACUGAAGUUCAUUAUAGAAGCGUGGUUACAGAUAAUCGAAUGCAGACGAGUACUAAAAUGGACAUAUGCCUAUGGUUUUUACAUACCUGACCAUGAGCAUGGAAAGAGACAGUUUUUUGAGUACUUGCAAGGCGAAGCUGAGUCGGGCCUUGAACGACUUCAUCAAUGUGCUGAAAAAGAACUGCAAUUGUACUCUAACGCCAAAGGUCCGUCGGAUGAUUUUAAUGAGUUCCGCACAAAACUGGCAGGUUUAACAAGCGUCACCAAGAACUAUUUUGAGAACUUAGUUCGAGCGCUGGAGAACGGUUUACCAGAUGUGAGCUCGCAUGGUGCGUGUAUUCGAAACAAAAGUUCAAAGAGCUUAGGGGGGAAACACAAGGGAGCCAGCAGUUCCGAGUCAGGCCAAUGGGCUUGUGAACGUUGCACUCUUGUAAAUCCGAGAUCGGCCACCAUUUGCCAAGUCUGUGAUCAAGGCCAUUAA
Arabis nemorensis is the source of this 1452-nucleotide messenger RNA. Lineage: Eukaryota; Viridiplantae; Streptophyta; Magnoliopsida; Brassicales; Brassicaceae. The record is from the annotation of a GenBank genome assembly.